CUAAAGGAAAUCACCAUGGUUGCCAAUGGGCCAUCUAAAAAAGAAAUUAGCAAGAUGAAAGAAGAGUUGAAGAGAAGAUUAGGGAUUGCUUCCAAGAUCAAAAGCGCCAUGGACCUUUGGCCGCGACAUUGUUCGAAUCUUGGUAUUAGUAGUAAAGAUAAGAAGGCUGUGGAAGAAGCCCUGAAGAAUUUGGCAAAUUUUGAUAUUAGGAGAAACCCUAAUUCUGUUGUGGCAGCGGUUAUGUACAUGGUAGUUCAGCUUUCUAAUGGGAAUAACUGUUCUGUUCAAGAAGUCUCAAAAGCAGCUGAUGGUGUUGCUGUAGGGACAACUAAAAAGACAUACAAGGAUAUUUAUCCCUAUGCUUCACAGAUAAUACCAACCUGGUUUUGCGGGUUGGAGGGCUUCAAGAAACUUAUCACUCCUUGAACGUCUAAGGCACAACACUGCAAUUCCUAAUUCCUGAUCCUUCCAGCUUAUAUAUGGAGUUCGCUGGGAUGAUUAAUUUGGCUUUCCCCUCUCAACUAGUUGUGGGAUUAUGAUUUGACUAAUUGUCAAAUUUUGAAGUCAGAUUUUGAACUGGUGUCUGAAAUUUGUGGCAUGAUCGCUUAUGCCAACUUGUUCUUCAAACAUUCUUUUCCUCCUCACAAAUCGGUGUGCUUUUGAAUGCAAUUACUGGUGUGGGUUGCACAUCGUUUGACACCAAAGGUGGGAAAGGAAAUUUGGAGGAACAGAGUUACAAAACUUAAAAUUGUGAAUUAACUAAAAAAUGGUUGUAAUCUUGGAUUAGAAAAACUAAAUACGAAGAAGGAAAACACGCGUUCAAGAACAACUUUCGGCAAGAAGAGGCAACAAGUCAGCUUUGAAUAUUUGUUGGUCGGUCAAGUGCGCGUCCGAAACAAUGAUUUAAGGAGGACUUUUUCUUAAGUAUCCUUUGUUAAUUCGACCUCCAUUUUCUAGUAGAGAUGGGGUUUGAAACCUACAGAAAGGUCAAGUUUGGAGGAGUUGCAAUUUGAUUCUUCUACGUAUUAUUAAUCAAUGUGAGACUUUUCUCGAAGUGGAGAAAUUCUGUUUGUCUCUUUA
Messenger RNA from Malus domestica (apple), 1080 nucleotides. Its product is annotated as transcription initiation factor IIB-2-like. Gene Ontology annotation, molecular function: TBP-class protein binding. NCBI's taxonomy places the organism in Eukaryota, Viridiplantae, Streptophyta, Magnoliopsida, Rosales, Rosaceae. Gene Ontology annotation, cellular component: nucleus; transcription preinitiation complex. The record is from RefSeq and is a predicted model, not a curated record. Gene Ontology annotation, biological process: DNA-templated transcription initiation; transcription preinitiation complex assembly.